AUGAGACUCUCACUCUAAUUAUGGGGAAGUGUUGCAUUACAUCAGUCGGGUAUGAGCAUUGUGAGAUGCCUAUUGGGAAAGUUUGGUUAUGAGUUCUCGUGGCAAAUUGUUGCAUUUCUCUUGCAGGCAAUGCAUGAUAUUCUUUACCAUCGAUACCACAUAGAGAAGUAUGACCAUUUGGAUUUUCCUGGUGUUGUUUCUCGUACUUUCUUAGGGGCCAUUUUUGUAUCAACUUUGGCAUCACCAAUGGUAUUACUGUUGCAUUUGUUACACAUGCCGAAGAUUUACAGUCUCAUCACUGUUCGGCUGGUGUUAGGUUGCACAGUAUUAUUAGCCUUUCGAUUAUUACGGGUUCAGGUUAGAAACAAGUUUGGUCGCCAUGUGGAAGCCUUCUUUGUCAUAACAGCGGCUCUGCAGUUUCACUUGCUGUUCUACUCCACGCGGCCUCUUCCAAAUAUAUUGGCUUUUGCUUUAGUUACUUUAGCUUAUUCCUUCUGGUUCAAGGGGAAUUCUUCAGCAACUUUGAAAUGUUUGGUAUGUUUAUGCUUCUUCGACAUGUUCAUGUGUCUCAUGUGUGAUAUUUUCAUGCUUCUUCUACAUGUUCAUGUUCUCAUGCUUUUUCUAUGGGAGGAUGGGUUGAUAGACCAAACCAUAUCCAAUCGAACUAGAACAGGUCAAUGGGAAUGAACAUACUCAAAUCUU
Messenger RNA from Asparagus officinalis (garden asparagus), 702 nucleotides. RefSeq names its product dol-P-Man:Man(7)GlcNAc(2)-PP-Dol alpha-1,6-mannosyltransferase-like. Gene Ontology annotation, biological process: protein N-linked glycosylation. The coding region runs from base 52 to 687 and encodes 211 amino acids. Lineage: Eukaryota; Viridiplantae; Streptophyta; Magnoliopsida; Asparagales; Asparagaceae. The record is from RefSeq and is a predicted model, not a curated record. Gene Ontology annotation, molecular function: alpha-1,6-mannosyltransferase activity. Gene Ontology annotation, cellular component: endoplasmic reticulum membrane. The transcript is spliced from 7 exons.